This is a messenger RNA of Pongo pygmaeus (Bornean orangutan), 1169 nucleotides long. It is a transcript of the gene SRA1, whose product is annotated as steroid receptor RNA activator 1. The record is from RefSeq and is a predicted model, not a curated record. Gene Ontology annotation, biological process: regulation of transcription by RNA polymerase II. Gene Ontology annotation, cellular component: nucleus. The coding region runs from base 204 to 914 and encodes 236 amino acids. The transcript has 6 exons. Lineage: Eukaryota; Metazoa; Chordata; Mammalia; Primates; Hominidae.
CAUUUAUUGGUGUUGGCCGCGACCCACACACCUUUGGCCUCAUCGCUGACCUGGGCCGUCAGAGCUUCCAGUGCGCAGCCUUCUGGUGCCAGCCCCAUGCAGGGGGACUCUCCGAAGCUGUGCAGGCUGCCUGUAUGGGCUUCCGGCAACCCGCCUGGCCCUGGACGUGUCUCAACUGGCCCGCGUGAGGGGCCGCCCCGGAAAUGACGCGCUGCCCCACUGGCCAAGCGGAAGUGGAGAUGGCGGAGCUGUACGUGAAGCCGGGCAACAAGGAGCGCGGCUGGAACGACCCGCCGCAGUUCUCAUACGGGCUGCAGACCCAGGCCGGCGGACCCAGGCGCUCGCUGCUUACCAAGAGGGUUGCCGCACCCCAGGAUGGAUUCCCCAGAGUCCCCGCAUCAGAGACUUCUCCUGGGCCUCCCUCAAUGGGGCCUCCACCUCCUUCAAGUAAGGCUCCCAGGUCUCCACCUGUGGGGAGUGGUCCUGCCUCUGGCGUGGAGCCCACAAGUUUCCCAGUCGAGUCUGAGGCUGUGAUGGAGGAUGUGCUGAGACCUUUGGAACAAGCAUUGGAAGACUGCCGUGGCCACACAAGGAAGCAGGUAUGUGAUGACAUCAGCCGACGCCUGGCACUGCUGCAGGAACAGUGGGCUGGAGGAAAGUUGUCAAUACCUGUAAAGAAGAGAAUGGCUCUGCUGGUGCAAGAGCUUUCAAGCCACCAGUGGGACGCAGCAGAUGACAUCCACCGCUCCCUCAUGGUUGACCAUGUGACUGAGGUCAGUCAGUGGAUGGUAGGAGUUAAAAGAUUAAUUGCAGAAAAGAGGAGUCUGUUUUCAGAGGAGGCAGCCAAUGAAGAGAAAUCUGCAGCCACAGCUGAGAAGAACCGUACCAUACCAGGCUUCCAGCAGGCUCCAUAGUCCUCGGUUCCCCAGACUAACCGGACACCAUCUCCUAUGCCUUGGAGGCCUUCUAUCACUUGGCUCCCUUCUUACCACCACCAAGACUGUCCCACUGGGCCUGACCCACCUAUGAGGGAAGAAGUCCCACCUGGGCCAGAGGGAGUUCAUGUGUUACUCAUAACAUGCAUUUCAAUAAAAACAUCUCUGAGGUGGGCCUUGGGUAGGAGAGAUGAACCCUUCCUAUGCCAAGCUAGUCCCCUCUGGUGUCCUCGA